UUUCUAUUUUUCCCUCUCAAAAACUAAUUUGCCCCCUCUUUCUUCCGCCGGAAUCACAACCGUUGAUUCUUUCUUGGCCAAUAACGUCCGUUGAUCUUGCCGUAAACCGAAGAAAGAAUAAAAAUGGUGUGGUAAGGAAGGUUCUGGAGAGAGAGAGAGAGAGAGGAAUGCCGUCGGCGGCGAGGACUCAUCAAGUAUUGGAGAUCAACUUGAUCUCCGCGCAGGGCCUGAAGCCGCCUUCAUCUCCACGGCGGAGGCUUCAAACCUACGCCGUCACUUGGAUCGACCCCGCCACCAAGCUCCGAACACGCGUCGACAAGCUCGGCGGCCACAACCCUACCUGGAACGAUAAGUUCCUCUUCCGAGUUACGCCGGAUUUUCUCGCCGGCGACACCUCCAGUGUCUGCGUCGCCAUCUACGCUGUCGGCACCUUCCGCGACCACCUCGUCGGCACCGUACGCUUCCUCAUCAGCAAUAUGUUCUCCCCCGACGCCGACUACGCAACGCCGUGCUUCAGCGCUUUCCAGAUCCGGCGCCCGUCGGGGAGGUUCCACGGCGUCAUGAAUAUCGGCGCCAUGGUGAUGGACAGCUCCGGCUUCCCCGCGCUGGAGAAGAUCUCGGCGAUCGGGUACCGCGACCUCAUGGGAGAGAAGAUACACCAGCGCCGGAGAAAGACGCCGGAGGAGAAAUCGAAGGAAACGAAGGAGGAGGAAGUUCUGUCGAGCGAAUCUUGGGAGAAUUCUUGCACGGAGGAGGGGGAAGGGGAGUCUUCGACGGCGUCAUCUUCGUCGUCGCCGAGAACGACGGCGUUGAAGGAUUGGAACGGAGUGAAGGAAUUGGCGGGAAAUAAAGGGUUGGCAAUGUCGGCUUCGGGAUUCUUGUGCUGUUUGGUGACUCAAAGAAGUGUUCACCAACAACUCACUCCAACCAAUCACACUGUAGAAAGGUAAAUGAUAAUAUACGUGCCAACUAGUUCCCGCUCCUGUUACUGCUAGUGUCAUCGACGGUGGAGAUUCUCGUAGCCAUUCCAACGGUGGAGAUCGCUCCUCACUAAUUCUUCUCCCUCUCUCUGUUUGUGUUUCUUUUUUUUUUUACCUGUUCUUCUUACCCUUUGUCAUUUUUCAUCUCAGACCCCCUCUGUUGAUGUGUAGUAUCCUCUACUCCCUUUGUCAAUUUGAACUUUCAAAAAUACGUAAAAUCUAGAAGGAAAAAUUAUAUUC
Glycine soja is the source of this 1220-nucleotide messenger RNA. RefSeq lists its product as uncharacterized. The record is from RefSeq and is a predicted model, not a curated record. Bases 168 to 950 code for a protein of 260 amino acids. The transcript has a single exon. Gene Ontology annotation, biological process: defense response. NCBI's taxonomy places the organism in Eukaryota, Viridiplantae, Streptophyta, Magnoliopsida, Fabales, Fabaceae.